AGGGAGUUGUUCUUUAGUUUUUGCUCUUCAGGCACAGGUUAAAAUGCCAGGGAAGAAGGAGGAGGCCCUUGGCACCACUCACCUCCUCCUGGAACUGCGUUGCAUCACUUGGAAAGCAGGGCGAGAGGACACGAGGCAGCUCCUCCCGGCGCCUUUUUAACAGCUCUUGGUGAAAUGCAUGGCAAUUCCCACCACCAGCAGCCACAGAGAGGAGAUGAGCAGAGAGCAGCCAGUUCUCCUUCACCCUGACAAGAAGUGAGAAGCCAUGGGCGCGUUUCCCGCUUUCAACGCCAGCAACGUUUUGCAGGCUGGCUCCCUGGAGGACGGUGACAACUGGACAGCAGCGACCCAGUUCAGCCAGCCAGGAUGGAGGAUUGCCCUGUGGGCCAUCACCUACUCCCUCAUCGUUGUCACAUCCAUCGUUGGCAACGCCACCGUCAUCUGGAUCAUCCUGGCGCACCGCAGGAUGAGGACGGCCACCAAUUACUUCAUCGUUAACUUGGCCCUUUCAGACCUGCUGAUGUCCGCCUUCAACACCAUCUUCAACUUCAUCUACGCCAGCCACAACGUCUGGUACUUUGGGGAGGAGUUCUGCCGGUUCCAGAACUGGUUCCCCAUCACUGCAGUGUUCGUGAGCAUUUACUCCAUGACAGCCGUGGCUGCCGAGAGGUACGUGGCCAUAAUCCACCCCUUCAAGCCCAGGCUCUCUGCUGGCAGCACCAGAGCCAUCAUUGGGAUCAUCUGGCUGGUGGCAUUCGGGCUGGCCUUCCCGCAGUGCUUCUACGCCGAGAUCGCCGUGGACAACGGGGCCAUGAAGUGCAUCGUGGUCUGGCCUGAUGAUGCUGGAUCCAAGCACCAGCUGGCGUAUCACAUUGCCGUGAUUGUGUUGAUUUAUUUGCUGCCUUUAAUGGUGAUGUUUGUUGCAUACAGCAUUAUAGGAAUUACUCUGUGGAGCAGCUCGGCUCCAGGCAACCACCUGAACAGAGUCUGCUAUGAGCACCAAGUGAAAGCCAAAAAAAAGUUUGUGAAGACCAUGGUGGUGGUGGUGAUCAUUUUUGCUGUGUGCUGGCUGCCCUAUCACAUAUACUUCAUCCUGGGGAGCUUCAAGGAAGACAUCUACCAGCAGAAGUACAUCCAGCAGGUGUAUCUUGCAGUCUUCCUCCUUGCCAUGAGCUCAACAAUGUACAACCCCAUCAUAUACUGCUGCCUGAACCAGAGGUUUCGUUCUGGCUUCAAGCUCGCCUUCCGGUGGUGUCCGUGCAUAAAAGCAACAGAGAAAGACAGACUUAAACUUAGGUCCCCAUCUCUCUACCAGACAACCUACAGGAAGUCAAGAACAAGUUUCAACACAGAAACUCAGCUGAAUGAGAAAGAGAAGCCAUCAUGUACCCUCACCCAAUUAACCCUUUGAUUCCCUGCUCCUGGCUCUAUCCCCAUACACCAGGCCUGAGGCAGGGUUUUUUAUCAGAAGCAACUGUUUCCUACAGGACUUCUCUGGAUGCCAUCAGCAUUGAAGGCAGUGUGUUGGUAACACUUAUAUCCAUGUAGGUCCAAAUAUUACCCAGGAUAUGAGUUUUGCCCUCCCUCACAUCAACAACUGCAACACAGAACAGACAUCAGGCCCAGGAGGAGAAAAAAUCAGUGGAGUGAAUCUGAGGCAGUGCCAAUCAGUAGAAUAUAAAUUAUCCUCUUCUGCAUUGGGAUCUCCUGAUUUCUGUUCCACCAAGACAUCAAAUUCAGGAAAGGGGUGAUGGAGCAGAAAGGCUGGGGCUCAUGUGGCUGUGUGGGCAGCUAAGUCCCACUGCUCAGCAGCCCCAAGGCAAGUAAAGCUGUGGACCAAAGCCUGUUUACAACAAAGGCAAAUACUGACACAUCCAGACUGAGAAAUCCAGCCUGCCCUUAACAUUUUCUGAAUUCUGGGAUUUUCAUGCCUGCAAUUUCACCAGCAGAAUCAGUUCCUUAAGAUGUCCAUUGCAUGGAUUUCUAUA
Messenger RNA from Ficedula albicollis (Collared flycatcher), 1988 nucleotides. It is a transcript of the gene TACR2, whose product is annotated as tachykinin receptor 2. The record is from RefSeq and is a predicted model, not a curated record. Gene Ontology annotation, cellular component: sperm midpiece; plasma membrane. Lineage: Eukaryota; Metazoa; Chordata; Aves; Passeriformes; Muscicapidae. The transcript has 5 exons. Gene Ontology annotation, molecular function: substance K receptor activity. Gene Ontology annotation, biological process: positive regulation of flagellated sperm motility; G protein-coupled receptor signaling pathway. The coding region runs from base 266 to 1411 and encodes 381 amino acids.